This is a messenger RNA of Trypanosoma grayi, 3414 nucleotides long. RefSeq lists its product as hypothetical. The record is from RefSeq and is a predicted model, not a curated record. The transcript has a single exon. Lineage: Eukaryota; Euglenozoa; Kinetoplastea; Trypanosomatida; Trypanosomatidae. The coding region runs from base 1 to 3414 and encodes 1137 amino acids.
AUGAACGCCGACCACCGUGUGUCUCCGCAGCCGUGCCUGAGCAGCACCUCUCUGGACAUGGUGGUGAAUGUGCUGAGGCUUGACGAAGCAAGGGCAACGAAGUCACGUCAACUGCUGAUUAGUAUGGCAGGUCUCUUUUUUUUAUCGAUAGCACCUACACGUCAGCAGCAACAACAGUCCGUCGGGGCGGAAGGCGCAAAGAGCCAUGCCACCGCGGCGCUGUUGGGUGGUGUUCUAAAGCGCUUCAUUCCUCUCUGUGGCGUGGAUGCACUCACCACGUAUGCCUGCGGUACGGUGCUGCAUGUUGAAGUGAAGCGUGAGCACGACGUUGUGCUGUUGAGAGACAUGUCAUCGACGACAGCAACUGCCUCCAGCAGCGAUGACAGAGGUGGUGCGAGCAUCCUGGAGGUCGCGAACCGCAUCGUUGAACUGCGUACAGCCUUUUCUCCUUUCCCACUUGUGUUGCGCAGCAUCGACACCAUGCCGCUUCCCUCUUGGCCCCAGCUGUCGAAGCAGUACAUUGCGGAAUUAUUCCCGCUCUCUGAGGGAUACACAAAUGUGCGUUUACGCCUCGCACUGCGGCGAUACGCAUCAAUGUGCAGCGACGCCGUAGCUGUAGAUUGCACUAGCGAGGAGCAUGAUGGAAACCGUUGCAACUGCCUCUUGGCGUGGGCAGAGGCGUGGAAAGAUGCUUCUGAGGCAAUGACUGUUGAUGUGGAAGAGGAAGUGACUCUCUCAGAUUGGAAUGCUGCUUCUUUGCUGCGCCCAUGCCGAGUUGUUUUGGGGAAAGUGUUGCCCUUGUCACUCCCUACGUGGUUAGUGUCUCUCGUACUGAAGCAGCACGUCGUCCUUGGGACGGAGGUGCGGGUUGUGUCCACAACGACGCGGAUAGUGCGUCAGUGGCCGCCAGUGAGCCACGCGGAGGCAACCAGGCAUCCACGCCAACAAAAACCGAAGGAGGAGAAGGAAGAGGAGUGGGCGGUUGGCGAUACUUCCAAGAAGAAGGCGGUGGCUGAGAUCGAGUGGCUUCUGCUCACCUGUGACGGCCUAAUCCUCUCCAACAGUAGACGUGACGGAACACAACUACAUCACGAGCAAGAUGGACUACUGGUCAAGUCACUGUACAGCCUGGCGAAGAUUCAAGUGGAUCAGUCGAGCUGCAGCAAUGAUGGUAUUGCUACAACUAGCUGCCUUGAUAACGUUGGCCCUAUGAAGGGCAGCAGGAUAAUACUCUUCUUCGAGGAACGUGCGGAGAUGCACAGCAAUAUGACGUACCAACUGCCUCCCGCGGUGGCUCACCGUGUGGAGGGGAGUGCAUUCACGGUUGGAGACGACAAGAAGGCAGCAAUUAUGCAGACAGAGUGUGUCCUUUGUAUCCCCUCCGUUUCUGCUUCUCUUUUUGCAGGGAGUGCGGCUCCGCAGUGCUGCGAUGCCCGCACCAUUGCAAACGCCAUUGCUGUUCUGUUGGGCCGGGAUGGAAUCAGCAUCCCCGUCGUGAUGGAAUCNACACCGCGUGCUGAGUCAUUCUCCCUCAGCCUCGACACAUUUGCCUCUUUGGAAGACGGCGCUGAUGAAGAUAUUAUUAUUGACUUUGAUGAUGAUAUUGAACUGGGUGAUGAUUUUGAAAUUGAGUAUGAUAUCGAUGAUAUUGGUAUUGGCGAAGAUCUUGCUGCGGGUGACGUUUUUGUGGAUGAUGAUAUUGCUGCUGCUGCUGCUAGUGCAGCUGGGGAUGCUGCAUCAUUGAGCCGCACUUCACCACCACCACAGCAGCAGCAGCAGCAAGAGCCACCGGACUAUCGGCGGCCGGUAGGUCCCAUCCCACGGCAGUUCACGUCGGACGUGACGCUGCUGGCCCGCCAAGUGCUGCGGCUGACCUCUAAGAGGGUGUGGGAGCUGCGCGUCCUCGUUGUGACACACAACACACUCUUCAUCUGCGACAAGAGGACUUCCGUGCGCCGGCGCAUUCCCCUUGCGGCGAUUGUGCUGAUAAGGCUUUUGCUUCAUCACAGAGAGGGGUCGGCAGUGGUCUGCCACGUUCGCUGCGAGCAUGAUCUUGUUGUAAAGGAGCACCCUGCCACACCGUCGUGGCUCGCACUUGGCGACUUUGCACACCUUAUUGUAAGGGAGUGCCCGUCCAUAUGCUUUAAAGAGACAAAUCUCGCUGAUGCAAAAGACAAGCUGAAGGUUCUUCUUAAGCACCUCGACUUGAGGCGCGUCUCACGCUGUGCGUCGAUUCCUCAGCGGGUGGAGCGGUUUCACGAGUCGCGGCACAGUACUGCAACUAAGGUGCGAGUGGACACACAACAACGAAGUGAAGCCUCCAAGGGGGGCGGCAUUUCAGUUGUGCCAGUGAAAAAAGAUGGGAAUAGUCACCAGGGUGACGUUCCUGUUGAGGCCUCUGUGGUCUCUGGGACCGUUCGUCCCGCUUGGAACGCAGGAACGCAGCUACCCUUCACGAGUCGGCUUGAGACGCCGGCGCACGAAGUGACGAAGAUUGACCGCUUUCUCCUCAACGAGGCUACAGCUCGCGAGCUGCUGCUUAAGUUGGAGCAUUCACGGCGCCGUCGCAUCCUACAGUGCUUCUUGCGUGGGGCUGAUGCGCCACAAGAGCAGGAGGAGGAAGCAAGUUUGACGCUGUCUGAAGCGAAAGUGGCGCAAGUCCCCAGGGCGCUGGACUAUGACGACACCUCCCUGUGCUGUGUGGCAUCUAACCCGGUGGAGUUGGAGAAUGCUGCUGCGGCAAGCGCCAAGAGUGUUUCCAUGACAAACGGACGGCUGCAAAGUUGUAGGAGCCCACCAGAAGUUGCACUUCACACCGCCGCGGCGGAGAGUGACGCUGUCCUUGAGGAAGGGCGCCGUUCAGUGUGUCCCCGUUGCGGGAAAGGGCGGCCGCAGUUGCUUGUUCCUUACACACGGGCUGACGACGUUGCGCAAUGGGCGCGCGAGGUGCUGAAUCCGCUUUCGUCCCUCGACACCACGUCGUCGUGGACGGUGGUUCGCUUUCAGUGCAGCAACGAUGUGAUGGUAUGCGUGGGAAACACGGCGUUUGUGCGCCACGUCCGCCAUGCGAUGCCGAGCAUUUUGGAUGGCGCGAUGCUGACAGGAGGUCACAUCGUCACGUGCUACUUUUACCCUUUUGGGUUAGGGACCACGUUGAGGACGAAUAAUGCCAGGUGUCCACCGCCGUGCUGGGGCGGCACACUGCAGGUACAACAACUGCUGCGCGAAGUCUCGUCGGUGCCGCUCUCCACACUGCUGCUUCCUCUCUCUUGUGUUGACGCUAAUGCUCCUUCUGCUGUCUUUCCUGCCACCGCUACCGCCUCACGACUUCUGCACAACGCAGUGUACUGCCGUGUGGGGUCUCAUCGUUGGUUUGAGAUUCCGCUCUCAUUGUUUGUUGCUGACUGCCUAUGA